GCCAGCUCUGAGGAGAGAGCUCUGAGGGGAGCCCCUUCACGGUCUUGCUGGCUUUCGUGCACUUGGCCUGGCAGAAGGCAGAAGGAGAUGAUGGCAGGAAUGAAAAUCCAGCUGCUCUGUGUGACACUCCUGGCUUUUGGCUCCUGGGGUCUGUGCUCAGAUUCUGAAGAGGAAAUGAAAGCAUUAGAGGCAGAUUUAUUGACAAAUAUGCAUACAUCAAAGGUCAGUAAAGCAAGUGCCCCCUCUUGGAAAAUGACCCUGCUGAAUGUCUGCAGUCUUAUAAACACCCUGAGCGGCCAGCCUGAGGAAGGAGGAGAGAUCCAUGAAGAUGAGCUGGUCACCAGAAGGAAACUCCCUGUCGUGUUGGAUGGCUUCAGCUUGGAAGCAGUGCUGACAAUAUACCAGCUUCAAAAAAUCUGUCACAGCAGGGCCUUUCAACACUGGGAGAUAAUUCAGGAAGAUAUUCUUGAGAAUGGAAAUGAUAAAAAUGAGAAGGAAGAAGUCAUAAAGAGAAAAAUUCCCUACAUUCUGAAAAGGCAACUGUAUGAGAAUAAAUCCAGAAGACCUUAUAUACUCAAGAGAAGUUCUUACUACUACUAAGAAGAUAAAUACUUUAUUUUCAUGUGGUUGUGAUCUAUCAUUCUUUACAUAUCUAAUUAUAUUUGUGUGAAAAUGUGACAACAUGUUUAUUUUGUCCCUUCUACAAGUGUGGCUUAUUGGUUGUAUUUUAAUUCUGGAUUAAUAAAAACUGGGCAAAUGUUUUCAAAUAAAUCUAGAUCUUGAGCAUGAUGUGUUAUAUAUAAUUGGAAUAGAUAUUAAUCAUGCUUCAUAUAACAUUUUGUGAUUUUUCAAAACAAGUUAUAAGUUAUUUAAACAUUCAAAAUGUAUGACAUUUUAUAUGGAAUUAUAAGACAGUAUAACAACAUAUAACAGCAAAGUUUAACCUACAUAUCAUUAGCCAAAAUCAAAGUAACGACAACUCUUGUUAUUUGAUUGUUUUAUUGUAUUGAGAGAAAUACUUUUUUCCAACACUUAAUUAUAUAUCUCUGAGCUCUAAGGAAAAGUACUGUGGUGAAAUAGGACUACAGGAAGAAAUGAUUAAUGAACUAUUGUUAAUUAUGCUAUUUUGGUGAAUGAGCUU
Messenger RNA from Octodon degus (degu), 1141 nucleotides. RefSeq names its product neurotensin (gene Nts). The record is from RefSeq and is a predicted model, not a curated record. The transcript is spliced from 4 exons. Gene Ontology annotation, cellular component: extracellular region; axon terminus. Bases 88 to 600 code for a protein of 170 amino acids. Lineage: Eukaryota; Metazoa; Chordata; Mammalia; Rodentia; Octodontidae. Gene Ontology annotation, molecular function: neuropeptide hormone activity.